Anarrhichthys ocellatus (wolf-eel) is the source of this 1575-nucleotide messenger RNA. Its product is annotated as tripartite motif-containing protein 35-like. Lineage: Eukaryota; Metazoa; Chordata; Actinopteri; Perciformes; Anarhichadidae. The transcript has a single exon. The record is from RefSeq and is a predicted model, not a curated record. Gene Ontology annotation, molecular function: protein binding. The coding region runs from base 255 to 1574 and encodes 439 amino acids.
ACACUGCUGCACUUUGUGUCUACUGUGUUUUAACCAACACAUUAAACUUAACAGAGAAGUCACACAAUGGAGGAAAUACUGGAAACACUGGGAUUUAACACUGGAAUACUGGCGCUUCAAUCUGCUGCUGAUUUCCUAUUAUAAACUCGACUUUAUAAGGAGGAACAACUCAUAGUGAAAGUAAAACUUUCUAUUUUCUUGACUCACCAACGUCCCUGUCGUGUCUCUGAGUGAAGCUGAAAACACAGCAGGCAAUGUUUUCUCAAACAGAAAAGGAUCACUCCUGUCCUGUUUGCUAUGACAUCUUUAAAGAUCCUGUUGUUCUGUCGUGUAGCCACAGCUUCUGUAAAGACUGUGUGAAGAACUGGUGGAGAGAGAAACGAAUACACGAGUGUCCACUUUGUAAGAGAAGAUCAUCAAAGAGUGAUCCUCCUCGUAACCUGGAUUUAAAGAACGUGUGUGAGUCCUUCAUACGGGAGAGAGAUCAGAGAGCUUCAGAGAGUCUCACAUUCAGACCCAUCGAUGAAGCUGCACACAAUCUCAAAGAGGAGAUCCAGAAAUCCUUGAAGCUCUUAAAGGAGAAACUGAAGCUGUUUGAACAAGUUAAAGGAAACUGUGAUCAAACAGCAGAACACAUUAAGGUCCAGGCCCGACACACAGAGGGGCAGAUUCAGGAGCAGUUUAAGAAGCUUCACCGGUUUCUAGAAGAGGAAGAGGAGGCCAGGAUCUCUGCUCUGAGGGAGGAAGAGGAGCAGAAGAGUCAGAUGAUGAAGGAGAAGAUGGAGGCUCUGAUCAGAGAGAUAGCAGUUCUUUCAGACACAGUCAGAGCCACAGAGGACGAGCUGAGAGCUGAAGACGUCUCAUUCCUGCAGAACUACAAGGCUGCAGUGGAAAGAGUCCAGCAGCGCCUCUUGCUGGAGGAUCCACAGCUGCUCUCAGGAGCUCUGAUAGACGAGGCCAAACACCUGGGCAACCUGAACUACAACAUCUGGAGCAAGAUGAAGGGGAUGGUCUCAUACACUUCUAUGAUUCUGGAUCCAAACACUGCUCGUCCAGAAUGCAUCUUAAAUGAAGAUCUGACCAGUUUGAGAGAGGGAGAGAAACAGAAGCUUCCUGAAAACCCAGAGAGGUUUGAUUUCAGCCUGUCUGUUCUGGGCUCUGAGGGUUUUAACUCUGGGACUCACAGCUGGGACUUUGACAUUAUAAAUGAUCAUUCCUGGGGCAUAGGUGUGACAAAUGAGUCUGUCCGGAGAAAGGGAGAAAUACAGACUGGAUACUGGGAAAUAUGUCUCCUUAAUGGAGAGUACAUAGCAUUCUCCCCACCGCUCCCAAAUGAAGUUCUGUCAGUGAAGAAGGAGCUCCGGAGGAUCCGAGUUCAUCUGGACUUUGACAAAGGAAAACUGUCAUUCUUUGAUCUUGAUACGAACACACACAUAUACACCUUCACACAGAGAUUCACUGAGAGACUGUUUCCAUACAUUGCCAACGGGAGUAAACUCCCACUGAAGAUAUUACCAAUGAAGGUCUCUGUAACUGUGGAACAGCACACAGUCCCUUCUUUCACAGGCUUUUAGC